GUUUUCAAAGGCCAGGCAGGCUCUCGGAAGAAAAAUAUUUCACAGGGAAAGAUAAAGAGUGAGACAAUUAUACAGAGGGCGAUGGAAGCUUCUCUCAUGGGCACUCAAGACAAGUCACCAAACGCUAACAAUUCCAUGCAGCGUGUUAAGGUAUACCGCCUGAAUGAGGAUGGGAGAUGGGAUGACCAAGGAACUGGCCAUGUUAAUGUUGAUUAUCUGGAGAGAUCUGAAGAUCUGGGAUUGUUUGUUAUUGAUGAGGAAGACAAUGAAACAUUAUUAUUGCACCGGAUCAGCUCACAAGAUAUAUAUCGAAAGCAAGAAGACACAAUUAUAUCGUGGAGAGAUCCAAAGUUCUCUACUGAAUUGGCCCUUAGCUUCCAGGAGAUGACUGGUUGCUCUUACAUAUGGGACCAUAUAUGUACCGUGCAAAGGAAUAUACAAUUUAGCUCUCUUAGUAAUGAGACAUACCAUAAUGUCAAUAAUGGGUUGAGAGAGUUGCCUCCAGUUGAGCUAUCUACUCUCCCUUUGAUACUUAAGACUGUAGUUGAGAGUGGAAUUGCAGAUCAAUUGCGCGUUAAUGAACUCAUACUACAUGAUCGAGAUUUUUUCAGAAAGCUGGUGGACUUGUUUAGAAUUUGUGAUGAUUUGGAAAAUAUUGAUGGUCUUCACUUGAUUUUCAAAUUAGUUAGAGGAAUCAUUUCACUAAAUAGUCCCCAGAUUUUUGAGAAAAUAUUUGGGGAUGAAUUGAUCAUGGAUAUAAUCGGAUGUCUUGAAUAUGAUCCCGAGGCAGCUUAUGUUCAUCAUCGCAGCUUCUUAAAUGAGCAUGUAGUUUUCAAGGAGGCCAUACCUAUUAAAGACCCUUUAAUCCUUUCCAAGAUACAUCAAACUUACAGAAUUGGUUAUCUGAAGGAUGUCAUUUUGCCCAGAGCAUUGGAUGAGGCCACUGUUGCAAGUCUUAAUUCCAUAGUUCAUUCAAAUAAUGCAACUGUUGUUUCGUUGUUGAAAGAUGACAGCACCUUCAUUCAGGAAUUGUUUGCAACAUUGAAGUCUCCUACUACUACUUCAGAAUCAAAAAAAACAUUGGUACACUUCUUGCAUGAGUUUUGUACAUUAAGUAAGAGCUUGCAGAUGGUUCAGCAGCUCCGGCUAUUUAGGGAUCUUGUCAGCGAAGGCAUAUUUGACAUCAUAGCUGAUGUUUUGCAGAGUGAAGACAAAAAGCUUGUGUUGACUGGGACAGAGAUCCUCAUUCUGUUUCUGAAUCAGGAUCCAAGUAUUUUGCGCUCUUAUGUAACCAGGCAAGAAGGUGUUCUCUUUGGACUUCUGGUGAGCAAUACUGGAUUCUAUAUAAUUUUCUAUGCAUGUGAGGAGAGAGAUACUAUUGUUGAAAUUUUCUACGAGAAGCACUUCGGUCAAUUAAUUGAUGCUAUAACAUCAUCAUGUGCAUCAAAUGAUUCUGCUCAAACAGGCAGUAAGUUUGUGAGCUCAGAUGGAGGAACUGGGGAUCAAAGUGGAGUGAAACCUGAAAUACUUUUGAACAUUUGCGAUCUUCUAUGCUUCUGUGUUUUGCAGCAUCCUUAUAGAAUAAAAUGUAAUUUUUUACUUGACGACGUGAUCGGUAAGGUUUUGUAUUUGACAAGAAGACCGGAAAAGUAUCUUGUAGUUGCUGCUGUUAGAUUCGUGAGGACUCUUAUUUCUCGCAGUGAUGAGCAUCUGAUGGAUCACAUUGUGAAGAACAACCUUUUCAAACCCAUUGUAGAUGCAUUUGUUGGUAAUGGGGAUCGAUACAAUCUAUUGAACUCUGCCAUUCUUGAACUUUUUGAACAUAUCCGAAAGGAGAACUUGAAGUUAUUACUUAGAUAUGUAGUUGAUUCUUUCUGGGAUCAGUUAGUCAAAUUGGAGAACUUACCUUCCAUUCAAGCUCUGAAAGUUAAAUACGAGCAGUCCCUAGAGACUGACGGAGCAAGAAGCAAUGCUAGUUUGUUAGACCAGAGGAAACGGACAGAUGAGCGAGCUUUGGAGAAAGAAGAAGAAGACUACUUUAAUGACAGUGAUGAAGAAAAUUCUGCAUCAGUGGCUACCUCUAACAGAGUGCAAUCUCAGCCUGUCCUGGCUAAUGGGCCUAGUGGACUUGUUGACUACGAAGAUGACGAGGAUGAUGAGGAUUACAAGCCUCCACCUAAAAAACUGUCUGAUAUAUCCGAGGAAGAUGAGGGACUGGCAGAGUUCCGGUUAAAACGCAAAUUAGUUACAGAGGAGGAGCCGGAGCCAAAAAGGUUGAUGCAGUCGCCAAAAGGCACAAAGCCAAGAGAGGGUGUACUUGCUGCCUUGUGCUCUACACUGACUCAGGCUGUAAUACCAAGUAAGAAAUCUAAAACUGGUGCUGGAAUUGAUGGUCCCCAGUUGGAUGCAAACAGUAAUAAUAUAGAACGAAAUUGCAAUGUAAAGGGGUCUAUAAGGUUGGCUGAUGAUAAUAGAAAUACAGAUGUGGAAACCCAUGCAAAAGAUGAAGCUGCUUCUCCUAGAAGCUUUUCUGAUAGCUUGCAUGAUUACCCAGAUAAUAGGCAGCGGGUUGAUGACUGUGCAUUGCUAUCGCCCAAGUCCUCACCGGAAAUGGCUGUGAAUGGAUCCUGAGAGGUCUCUCUGGAAAGCUAUCCAUGUAAUUUACUAGUUAACACUUCUGCUGUGGAAGAGUGGGCCAUGGCUAUCUCAACUUUCAAUAGAGAACUUGACCAAAAGGAAUGGGCAAGGAUGCGGAGGGGUAUUUCAAAUGAAUACCCCUUGACACGGGGAGGAUACUGUACAGCGCUGUAGCAAUGCAGAGAUUACCUGUAGGCUUCCCUAAUUUAGUUUUCCUGCCAUUUUAGGCGGAGUACUUGUCUGUAAAACAUUCAAUAACUAUAGUUUUUGCUUCUCCAAUUCUCCCUUGCUUGCGCUUUUGAUGAUUUUAGAUUUUUUAUAUGGUUAAUGCGAACUCUCUAAUAUUCUGUAUAGUUAUUGUUUCUUUAUUAGACAAUUUUGUGCGACCAAGAGAGGUUGAGGCACGUUUAGGCCAUAUUGUGUUCAAAUGUUUUUGUAUUUAAUAUCUGUAUAGUAUUUAAAGGGAGUGAUUGUUGAGGCGUUAA
This is a messenger RNA of Olea europaea var. sylvestris, 3122 nucleotides long. Its product is annotated as serine/threonine-protein phosphatase 4 regulatory subunit 3-like. Bases 82 to 2631 code for a protein of 849 amino acids. Gene Ontology annotation, biological process: protein dephosphorylation. The transcript has 25 exons. The record is from RefSeq and is a predicted model, not a curated record. NCBI's taxonomy places the organism in Eukaryota, Viridiplantae, Streptophyta, Magnoliopsida, Lamiales, Oleaceae. Gene Ontology annotation, molecular function: protein phosphatase activator activity. Gene Ontology annotation, cellular component: protein phosphatase 4 complex; nucleoplasm.